Rhopalosiphum maidis (corn leaf aphid) is the source of this 1988-nucleotide messenger RNA. RefSeq names its product zinc finger and BTB domain-containing protein 24-like. The coding region runs from base 144 to 1835 and encodes 563 amino acids. The record is from RefSeq and is a predicted model, not a curated record. The transcript is spliced from 2 exons. Lineage: Eukaryota; Metazoa; Arthropoda; Insecta; Hemiptera; Aphididae. Gene Ontology annotation, cellular component: nucleus.
CCUGACCCACUCGCGGUGUUGUACGGCACACGCGUUCACUGCGCACGACGUCCGAUCGCACGGAACCGUCUGUGGACCACGUCCAUCGGUCCACAAGCCGACAGGGAAACGCACUGCCAAAACACAAGGAAUAUGCCUUCGGUAUGGGAUCCAAAGACCACUGUCAAUGGCCAAAAAAUGAAUCCAAUGUCCAGAUAUCACCAGGUCGCCAAUUGCGCUCACAUGUUUUACAAUUAUGUCCAAAUUGUAAUCAACCAAUUCAAUGUAAGACUGGGCAGCAAAAUGUUUGUGUGUGUUUGUCUUCAACCCCAACUACAUCCAGUGAUCCUUCUUUUGCUAACCAAUCUAAAAAAAGAAACAGAAAAUCUUUGCAAUUACCAUCCACGUGUAAACGUCAGCUGUUUGAUUUAUGUUACGAACACCCUGAAAGUACGGUGAGUAUAACCGAUACCCAAAAAUCAACAGUGGUGGCUGAGAGUACUGAAAGUAACGAGAGUUCAAAUAUUUCUGUACAACAGUCACAACAACAACAGCAACUGGGAGCCAAUCAGAUGUUGAGAGGUCGACACAUAUGUCAAGUCUGUUUUAAGUCAUUUACAAGUCCAUGUAAAUUGACACAACAUUCUUAUUCACAUACUGGUGAAAAACCAUUUGUGUGCAAACAUUGUUCAAAAGCAUUUUCAUCAAAAUUCAAACUAGUUCGUCAUGUAUUAAUACAUUCUGACCAACGUCAAUAUCAUUGUACAAUUUGUGAUCGAACUUUUCACAGGAAAGACCAUUUAAAAAACCAUGCCAAAGUACAUAAUCCCAUUAAACGGACUUUACAAUGUGAUCGCCCUGGUUGCUCAAAAGAGUACAGUUCAGUGCUUAGUUAUCGUAAACACAUAGCUGUACAUUCUGUUGAAGAAGGAUUCCUUGAUUGUAAGAUUUGUAGUAAAGUAUUUGAAUCUAAAGAUGAGCUUAUGUACCAUUUGAAAAUACAUUCAGGAUCACGGGUAAUAAAGACUCCAGCUGAUAAAAAAUAUCGAUGCAACUUUUGCGACCGUAGUUUUUACACUGGUAAAGAUGUUCGGCGACAUAUGGUUGUGCAUACUGGUCUGCGAGAUUUCCUAUGUCAAUUUUGCCCACAAAGAUUUGGUCGCAAAGAUCAUCUUACUCGGCAUAUUAAAAAGAGUCAUAAUAUAAAUGCGAGUAAGAAAUCCAAACCAAAAAAACCAACUGAACUGUAUAAAAGUAAAUCAGUUGAAGCUAUUUAUCUUGAAACAUGUGGUCAGCCAUAUAAAUUAGAAAGGAAAGUAGCAGAAACAGUAACUAGUGGAGAUUUCAUAAAACAAGAGAAUUCAUCUACAAUGUCAGGAAUAGAAAUGUUCCAUUCUUCUAAUAUAACUAGUUUUAAUUAUAGUGAAAAUAGUAAUGAGACAGUUAUUCAAACUGUUGGAUCAUCCAGUGAAGUCAAUUUACCAGUUUUAAGCUAUGAACCUCAGCCGUCAUAUCCAGUUGAUGAACUGAAAGUAUUUGAUACAACCUUGACCAACCAGCUAGCCGAUAAUUACGAAGAAUCAACCAAUCCUGAAAUGCCUGGAUUAUCUCAAUUAAUUACUAUGAUACCAUCUUCAACCCUAACUAAUAUUGAGCCUAAUCUUUCAGUACUAACAAGUCACGAACCAACUAUUUUGCCUACUCAACAUGUAGUUGGGCAUGAGCCAACACAACUUCAAGUUGGUGAAUACCUAACGUCUUCAUCAGAAAUAUUGUCUGCUCUUUUACGACAAACUUCUGAAACAGGUACUACACCAUUGCCAGGGUUCAAUCAAGUUUUUCAUCAACAACAAUAAUAGUUCCAUUAAAAAAACAUUAUGUAUAUGUAUAUAUAUACAUAUUUUAAUAUUUAUCUAGUCAGUCAUCCAUAGUAGUUCAUAUACAUUUACCUUUUCAGAUUAUAUAUUUAUUUUAGGUAUAAAAACCUUAUUAAAGAUUAAUUAUUUUUG